Fomitiporia mediterranea MF3/22 is the source of this 1926-nucleotide messenger RNA. RefSeq lists its product as uncharacterized. The coding region runs from base 1 to 1926 and encodes 641 amino acids. The transcript is spliced from 17 exons. Lineage: Eukaryota; Fungi; Basidiomycota; Agaricomycetes; Hymenochaetales; Hymenochaetaceae. The record is from RefSeq and is a predicted model, not a curated record.
AUGCUGAACGAUUUCUUCAAUAAUUCCAUGCAUUCGCGUACUUCUUCCCGCUCUGCAGCACAAGCAACAAUCAGCGAGCACACGCUUGCAACAAUGUCUAUGUACAACCACUCCCAAGGUGCGAUCCUCUCUCCAACCCCUCGCGUACUUUCCUUCCCCACCCACCAUUCCAUGCUUGACGUGCAUUUACAUUACCUAGUGUCGUUCAUGGACACUGUUUCGAAUAACGGAAGCAGUGGCCCACCACUCACCCCUCCUGAGCUGAGUCCGUCCACACCUUCCACUUCUCCUCCUCCCUUCGAGCCAGAACGUCCCAGAGAUACACCUUUGCAGUCAUCCCCAACAACUCAGUUCACUGUACCUCCGAUUCCCAAAUCAUCUCGUUCAACGCUCCGGAUCACGACCCCGGUGCACUGCUCACACUCGCUACACGCCAUCGCGAUACAUCCAUCUCCUCGCUCCACCAGACAGUCUCACAACUUCUCUCACAAGCACAACCUCAACCUACACAACACGUACAACCUUACAACUGACCACAUCAAACGACCCAAGGACGCAUUCAUUGUCUUCUGUCGCGAAUGCUGUUUGAAAAAGAACGAGGCAGAGGCUGCACUACCUGCAGAAGAGGAACGUAAAUACUGGGGCGAACUCGCGAAGCAGAGGAAGAAAGAGCACGAGGAGAUGAAUACCCAUGAGGAACGUAAAUACUGGGGCGAACUCGCGAAGCAGAGGAAGAAAGAGCACGAGGAGAUGAAUACCCAUGUAUCAUGUGAGCCUGGUCCGAAACUUGACAUGCAGGAACAGGAGACAAUUCAAGACGCAAUAACGAUCGGCACCUACCCGAUUCAGCAUUUGUCUCUGUCACUCUUUACCAACGAACCACCGUCAUUAUCGACCCGCGUGUUCGGCCAUAAUGGCAGCAAAAAGCAAAGCAAGGACGAUGAUUGUGCGACUAGUUUCGACGGCGCAGACAGGUUACUUCUACACGACGACACGUCUCCGGACAGGUGGAAGAUUAUCAGCGGUCAAAUACGAUCCAAGGGUGAAAUCGCGGGUGUUCCCUUUGCAAACGAUCCAGAGAAAUUUGCGCAACGCAACUGGCUGCUUUUCCUGGUAACGUCGUUACUUGGGCUUUUCAAGUCUCUUCACCGCUCAAUCUGCCUUGUGCUUCCAUACGACUCAGCAAUGGCGAACGUUUACCCCACCACGGACGAAGCACUGCGCCACAAGCUCAUAGCAUGGCGUAGGAAAGUCAGAGAAGAAGUCGAAGUGCAAGCACUGUGGCGUCAGCAGCCAAUCCAAGCCUAUGUUCUUCUCGCCAAGCCCAAAAUAAAGACUGGAUUCCAGGAAGAAAGCACACUUAUCCUGGAAUGCUCCUUAGACGUCACGAGGCCCGUGGUGUCCGGAAAUACGCGUGAAAAAUCUGGCUACGAUGACAUUCCGACGAGCGAUCCGGGCGUUCCUUUGAUGCAUACUGUGGACGGCUGGGUCUCGUCUGUUCGUAAAGCCUUAUUAUCAGUUGCAUUUAACGUGGGUAUUCUGUCGGAGUCACCGAGACUGCCUCAUAAGGAAUACUACCGGUAUUUCGUAACAAUAUAUUCUCAGAAGUGGCUUCGAAAACUUCAGGCAACAGGGCCCGAUCACGCUUGCAUCUUUGACAAUAAAGAGUCUAGCGAGGGCCGCAUAAUCAGUCCUGCUUUUCCUACCUGCAUUGCGGCGACAGCGGGAUUGAAAAAAAGGCGCCUUGGGCAGUUUGCACCCCAGAUUCAAAGGCGAUUCGGCGUUUCUUCGGCCCAUAUUCUACGUGUCCUUGCUUCGUCCAUCCGUUAUUUAUCAUAUCAAAUAACCGUGAAUAUGCUUCCCGCAGGACUCGAUCAUGCUAUACCUCAUCUUCAUUACGUUAUGGCAAAGAGGCUCGAAGGUUAA